This is a messenger RNA of Rhizoctonia solani, 453 nucleotides long. RefSeq lists its product as uncharacterized. Lineage: Eukaryota; Fungi; Basidiomycota; Agaricomycetes; Cantharellales; Ceratobasidiaceae. The record is from RefSeq and is a predicted model, not a curated record. The transcript is spliced from 3 exons. The coding region runs from base 1 to 453 and encodes 150 amino acids. Gene Ontology annotation, biological process: outer mitochondrial membrane organization.
AUGUCCAUGUCGUCCUCAGGUUCCUCUACUAUCCACCCAUUAAGCAACAACCCUUACCCUCAAAGCUAUCGUUCCUCGUCUAAACGCUCAUCCUCUUCCCAACCUGGCCGUCGUGUUUCCCAAGCAUCUUCCAACAGCAGUAAGCGUCAGCGCACCGCACCUCCUGUCCGCCGAACGACUCCGCCCUCUACCCCCCGUUACGCACCGUCCUCAGCGCCUUCGACCCCGUUGCCUGUUCCUCCUCCAGAUGAGAAGAAGCGUAGUCCUGUAUCACCUGCUGUUUUGAGGUCGAUUUUCGCUUCAUCCAGGACGGCCAACGAGGAGCGCAGCAUUUCACGGGUUGCUUUCUUCAGGUUUGUUGGCUUUAUUCUCAGCUGCUUGGGUAUUAGCGUAUAUGCUGCGCGUGGCAGGGGCAUUAGAGCAGCAACAGGGUUGGGCCUCUCAAUGCUCUAG